Messenger RNA from Propithecus coquereli (Coquerel's sifaka), 2538 nucleotides. RefSeq names its product CD22 molecule (gene CD22). The coding region runs from base 1 to 2538 and encodes 845 amino acids. Lineage: Eukaryota; Metazoa; Chordata; Mammalia; Primates; Indriidae. The transcript is spliced from 13 exons. The record is from RefSeq and is a predicted model, not a curated record.
AUGCAUCUCCUUGGCCCCUGGCUCCUGCUCCUGGUUUCAGAAUGCUUGGCUUUCUCUGACUCUCACAAAUGGAGUUUUUAUCACCCCCACACCGUCUACGCCUGGGAGGGGGCCUGCGUCUGGAUCUCCUGCAAGUACACGACCCCGAAGUCCGAGGACCUGGAAAACGUCACCGUGUACCACAACGCCGAGUACAGCAGCGUCACCAAGAGCUACAGUGGGACCAUCCUCUACAGGACCACGAAGAUCGGAGAGCCUCCCUCCCAGCAGGAGAGGGUGCGAUUCCUGGGAGGCACAAAGAACAACUGCUCCCUGAGCAUCAGCCGGGCGCACGUCAACGACAGCGGGAGGCUAGGGCUGAGGAUGAUGUCGAAGACGGACAGAUGGAUGGAGGAAAUACACCUCAACGUCUCUGAAAGGCCUCUCGUACCUCGCAUCCGGCUCCCUCCAGAAAUUCGAGAGUCCCAGGAAGCCACUCUGACCUGCUGGCUGAAUUUCACCUGCUUUGGGUACCGGACCCAGUGGCAGUGGUCCCUGGAAGAAGAGCCUGCUGACCCCUCGACCUCCACCACCGCCACGACUGACUUAAUCCAGAGCGAGCUCAAGUUCCAGCCGCAGUGGCGUCACCACGGGAAGAACGUGACCUGCCAGCUCUGGAGUGACAGGGAACAGCGGGUGCUCUCCGAGGAGACGGUGCGGCUGGACGUGAAGCACCGCCCGAAGUUGCAGAUCACCGUCAGUCCCCGUGAGGCCACCGUCAAGGAGGGGGACUCCGUGAGCAUGACAUGCAAGGUCGUCAGCAGCAACCCAGAGCACCGGACCGUAUCCUGGCUCAAGGACGGGGCCCCGCUGAGCGUGCAGGAGACACCCACGCUGACUCUGCACCCCGUGGCCAGGAACAUGAGUGGGCAGUACAGCUGUCAAGCCUCCAACAACUUGGGCACAAGCGAGUCAGGCAAAGUGGCCCUCGAAGUACAGUAUGCUCCAGAACCUUCCACAGUUCAGAUCCUCCAGUUACCCGUUAUUGAGGGAAAAACAGUAGAGCUGAUGUGUACCUCACGGGCCAACCCUCCUCCGACCAACUACACCUGGUAUCAUGAUGGGAAGGACGUGCCGGGGAACACGGAGAAGACCCUGUGGAUCCCAGAAGUCCUCCUCUCGCACGCAGGGACUUACUCCUGCUUGGCGGAAAACGCCCUUGGCCUUGGGCAGAUCGGCCCAGGGGCUGAGCUGGAUGUCCAGUAUGCCCCCAAGAAUGUGACCGCGGUGAUUCAAAACCCCACACCGAUUCGAGAAGGAGACCGUGUGACCGUUUCCUGUAACUACAAUUCCAGUAACCCUAGAGUCACCCGGUACCAGUGGAGCCACCGGGGCUCCUGGGGCCAGCAGUCGCCUGGGCUGCUGGUGAUUCAGAAAGUCGCCUGGGAUGACAAGACCGUCACCUGCGCAGCCUGUAACAGCUGGUGCUCAUGGGCGCCCCCUGUCAACUUGAACGUCCACUAUGCCCCCAGAGACGUGAGGGUCCUGCAGACCAACCCCCGUCCCGAGAUUCACUCUGGACACCCGGUCGUUCUCCAAUGUGACUUCUCAAGCAGUCGCCCCGGAGAAGUCCGCUUCAUCUGGAAGAAAAACGGAAGCUUUCUGGGGGAAGGAAGAGAACUCAGCUUUAACUCCGUCUCCCCGGAAGAUGCUGGAAAUUACAGCUGCUCGGUCAGCAACUCCAUAGGACAGACGGCGUCUGAGGCCUGGGGGCUCCAAGUGCUGUAUGCACCCAGGAGGCUGCGGGUGUCCAUGGCCCCGGGAGACAGCGUGAUGGAGGGGGAGAAGGCAGCCCUGACGUGCGAGAGCGAUGCCAACCCUCCCGUCUCCCAGUACAGCUGGUUUGACUGGAACAACCAGAACCUUCGCCAUGCGGGCCGGACGCUGAGGUUGGACCCCGCAAAGGUCGAGCACUCGGGCGCCUACUGGUGCCGCGGCGCCAGCCGGCUGGGCGUGGGCGAGUCGCCCCCUAGCACGCUCACCGUCUACUAUAGCCCGGAGACCAUCGGCAGGCGGGCGGCCGUGGUCCUCGGGCUCUGCCUGGCUCUCCUCAUCCUGGUCAUCUUCGGGGUCAAGUUUUGGCGGAACUGGAAGAGGAGCCAGAGCCAGCAGGGGCUUCAGGAAAAUUCCAGUGGUCAGAGUUUCUUUGUGAGGAAUAAAAAGAUGAGAAGGACCCCCCUCUCUGAAGGCUCCCACGCCAUGGGGUGCUGCAACCCGGUAAUGGAAGACGGCAUCAGCUACGCCGCCUUGCGCUUCCCCGAGACCGACACACCAGGAACCGGAGAUGCGGGGAGCUCAGGGAUGCAGGGGCUUCGCCAAGACGGCAGCGACGCGGUCACUUACUCGGUGGUGCAGAAGCGCCGCGUGGGCGACUAUGAGAACGUGGCUCCAAAUUCUCCAGAAGACGAGGGGAUUCACUAUUCAGAGCUGAUUCAGUUUGGGGCCGGGGAGCGGCCUCGGGUGCGGGAGGAUGUGGAGUACGUGACCCUCAAGCACUGA